CCUGUAUCUGCUAGUUCCUGUGUGGUUUGCCUACAGACUGCAGGGCUGACUGGGGGUAGAUUGGAGGAGGGAGUCAGAAGUAGGGAGGAGGAGGCACUAUUAAUGGAUCUGUGUGUGUGUACCCUCUUUGAGUGUGGUACUUGGAAGACAGCGCAAGGUGGAUCUGUACUCUAAAAUGCAGUAAUUUUGAUGUUUGAAUUCAUCUUCCUUCUUGCAAGAGAGGAUUCUAAUAACUCGGGGUCAAAGCCAAGACAUAGACUCAACCUCUUCUCUUCUAAAAGCUUCACAGGACAACAUGGAAGCCAUCGCCAAGUUUGACUUCACUGCCUCAGGGGAGGAUGAACUGAGCUUUCACACUGGAGAUGUUCUGAAGAUCUUAAGUAACCAAGAGGAGUGGUUCAAGGCGGAGCUUGGGAGCCAAGAAGGAUAUGUGCCCAAGAAUUUUAUAGACAUCCAGUUUCCUGAAUGGUUUCACGAAGGCCUCUCGAGACACCAGGCAGAGAACUUACUCAUGGGCAAGGAGGUUGGUUUCUUCAUCAUCCGGGCCAGCCAGAGCUCCCCAGGGGACUUCUCUAUCUCCGUCAGGCAUGAGGAUGAUGUUCAGCACUUCAAGGUCAUGAGAGACAACAAGGGUAAUUACUUCCUGUGGACAGAGAAGUUUCCAUCCCUAAAUAAACUGGUGGACUACUACAGGACGACUUCCAUCUCCAAACAGAAGCAGAUCUUUCUGAGGGAUAGAACCCGAGAGGAUCAGGGUCGCCGGGGCAACAGCCUGGACCGGAGGCUCCAGGGAGGCCCACAUCUCAGUGGGGCUGUGGGAGAGGAAAUCCGGCCCUCAAUGAACCGGAAGCUGUCAGAUCACCCACCACCCGCUCCCUUGCAGUAUCCCCCGGGACCGCCACCACAGCAGCAGCGGUAUCUGCAGCAUCACCAUCUUCAUCAGGAACGCCGUGGAGGCAGCCUUGACAUAAACGACGGACACUGUGGCUUGGGCAUGGGUGGCGAAAUGAAUGCCGCCCUCAUGCACCGGAGACACACAGACCCGGUGCAACUCCAAGUGGCUGGGCGAGUGCGGUGGGCCCGGGCGCUGUACGACUUUGAGGCCCUCGAGGAUGACGAGCUGGGAUUCCGCUGCGGAGAGGUGGUGGAGGUUCUGGAUAGUUCCAACCCGUCCUGGUGGACUGGCCGCCUGCACAACAAGCUGGGCCUCUUCCCUGCCAACUACGUGGCCCCCAUGACCCGAUGAAGCCCUUCUGGAGCAGUCAGAGGCUUUCGUCUGAAGCUGCCUGCAAGAGAGGGGGCAAGGAAGAAAAGUUGGGACUAUAUACACGUAUAUAUAUGUGCGUGUAUGUGUGUAUUUACACAUACACGCACAUAUAUAUAUGCCUGUGUAUACACACAUUUUAUAAUAGUAAUUUAUUGGCAAUUUAGUUGGAUAAUUAGUUGAUAUGAAAGGAACUCAGGUGGGGAAUUAUAUUCAUACUUGUUUUUCUACUCCCCUCAGCGGGUGUGCGGAAGGCAGUAGGGAGCUGGGAAGUGGGGGGCAGGGAAAUGAAAUUGAAAUUCCUCCUGUCCUUAAGAUGGCACCGCUUCCUCAUUGUUUGGGGAAUUUUCACAGAGAGGAGCUAUGCAGAGAUCCACACCCUGGCGUUGGACCAGAACCACAGGGCAGAGUUGAACCUGGACAUGGUGGGGCAUGUUCUGGCUCACCUUCAGGCCCUACUCACCUCCAGGGUUUGCAGGGCAGCUUCCCUCCUGUUCUCCAAGGGUGGGCACCGCUGGAUUGAGAAUUAAGGUGCAGCCACACAAGUCUGAGCUGGGAGCGGGAAGGGGUGUGAAGGCAGGACUGGAGCAACCCGUGUCCCGAGGCCUGGGCAAGGUUGGCCUCCUGGUCGCUGCUCAGCUGAGACCUUCAUCUCCCUCAAAGGAAUGUUCCUCGGCUAAUCCUCUUCCUUGUGGCUGACAUGGAGAAACAGAGACAGUGAGGAGCCAAGACUGGGAAAUGGAGGGGUUUUUCACAAACCUCCCAGUGGCUUACUUGAGUGGAACCUCCAUUUCCCUGGCUUUCAGGAAAGCAGCGUCCUAGAUUCUGUCAAGUGCCUGGAGAAGCCUUGCCUGAGAAUGCGGAUUUUAGAGCCAUUGUUUUAUGUUACGAGGGUGUCUCUUUGGGGCUCUGUUUGUUUUCCCUCUUGAUUUUCUGUGUUUUGAAGAUGCUUUGCCGAGUGGCACAGAGAGAAGCCCACUCCAUCUGAGCAUUGACCAGCAAUUGGUUGAUUGACUGAUUGAACAGGACCCUGGGAGGGAGCUGGCUUUGAAAUGAACUUCCUGUUCCAUCUGACUGUUGGACCACUGCUGUCCCCUAACCCGGGUCUGCACCUGGGGAGAGCAACCCCACUGCCACUGUCUGUCCUGGUCACCUCAGAAUAGAAUUGUGUUUCCUAGUGCUCACCCUGGGGGCGUGAAGCCACACCAGCCUGGCUGGGGAGAAGGAAGCUCAGUGUUUUAGUGGAGCCUGGGAGCAAAUAUGCCUGCACGGAGGGCACUUAGAAGGGUGUGUGUGUGCGUGUGUGGGUGUGUGUGUGUACUGAGACGUGAAAGCAAGGAUUGGGGUGAAAGUGUUGGUGAGGGAGCAUGUGGGUGAGUGGGGGCCUGUUCCUUUGUCUUCUUCCCCAGUCCUUCCAGCUCUAAGGAGGGUCGGGGGCAGCCAUUAUCGAAGGUAAAAUAAGAAGAAAGAGUUUCUGACUCAGAAGUAACAGUCAGUGUAACGUAGGCUGUGUCCCUUUGACUCUGAAUCCUACGAUUCUCUGAUCCCCACGUUGCCUUUAGAGAAAAAGGGAACAAGAAGGGCCUCUGUGGUGGGUCUUGGGAGGGAAGAGAAAAUAGCCUGAGAGAGGUGGGGGGAGUCGAGCGUGAGUGCGGAGCCUCUCGCAGCCUUUGGAAAUGAAAGCAUGGAGAGGAAGAGGGAGCGCAGACAUUUCAAAAGAUCAAGGAGCAGCGUGAGAGACACAAAGGGAGGGGAAGGGAGCAGGAGGUUAAGUAGGACAAGCAAAGACGUUGGAGUACGGCGUCCGCGGCCGACCACGCACCGAAGGGGGGACCCAGGCAGGUGGGGAAGGAGGAAUUAGAGCAGAGAAAUGAGCACCGAGGAAGGCAGAGGGCAAAGACACCACAGGGAUGAAGACAAAAGAAUAGGGAGGGAGAGAACAAAGACGAAGAAGACCUAUAAGCUAUUUUGGUGCUAGGUAACGUGAACGUGUUACAGUAAAUAAAAGCCAAAAGUAAUGUUUGAUUUUACAGUAUUUAGAAAGCAUAUGCUUUAAGCAGCCCACAAACUUCAUCCACUUUUCUGAUUAUGUGGGAGGACCAGCCCCAGUGCAGGCAGAGGGAAACGAUUUGGUUCCAGCCUGGAUUUUGUGCCUUGAAACACUUCUCAAGAAGCAAGAAUAAAACAAGUGCCCUUGUUUGCUGG
Messenger RNA from Diceros bicornis minor, 3469 nucleotides. It is a transcript of the gene GRAP2, whose product is annotated as GRB2 related adaptor protein 2. Gene Ontology annotation, biological process: protein transport to vacuole involved in ubiquitin-dependent protein catabolic process via the multivesicular body sorting pathway. Gene Ontology annotation, molecular function: protein binding. The coding region runs from base 296 to 1246 and encodes 316 amino acids. Gene Ontology annotation, cellular component: ESCRT-0 complex. The record is from RefSeq and is a predicted model, not a curated record. The transcript is spliced from 8 exons. NCBI's taxonomy places the organism in Eukaryota, Metazoa, Chordata, Mammalia, Perissodactyla, Rhinocerotidae.